GAUCAAAUAUCAGGGACAGGAACCUGCCGGUUAUAGCACACUGCUCGUGCCCCGAUCUUUCGUUUCUUAGCCAGCGUCGAGUUAUAGUUAUAGCAUUGUGAACACGUGUUAAUCAACCAUAUACUACGGAGCAUAUUACAACCAUGCUAGCAGCUCGUAUCUUGGUUAUCCUGUGCGCUGUAUCGGCUGAAUUUCUUGAUUAUGGAUCAAAAUAUGAUAUGACAUCCCAAAAUGACGUUUCAUCACGUGACGUGACGGAAGAGCAAGAGCUUGAUCGUUUGCUAACAGAAAUUGUUGAUAGCAAAAAGAAAAAGUCAGAUGCCAAGCAACUCAGUUGCUACACUUGUGCCAGCACGGAAUCAUGGGAAAUGUGUGAAAAGAAUCAGGUUCUCAUUGAUUGCCCCGCUGACAUGACGCACUGCAUUACUGCAACAAUAACAAUCGACGGUGAGAUCGUCCCAAUAACAGAAUACUACAAAGGGUGUGUCCAAAGCAAGCGAUGUUAUAAAGAGCAUUAUCCAGCAUGCAAAGCGGGCUCUAAAGAAUCUGCCCAUUGUUCGAUCGAAUGUUGUGAUGAUGGACUUUGCAACAAGGAAACACGACCCGUGAAAAGAUCAUUUUCCUUCGACUGCAAACCACCCUGUCUGAUGUACGGCUCGCUUCAUGAAAUCAACGGGAUUGAACUUAUGACGUCACGUAAAGUCCCUGGCAUGACGUCAUUAUCACACGUCACUCCUGUUGAAGUUGAUAUGSCAACGAGAGCCAUUUACUGGAGUGACAAGACSAAGCAUGAGAUCAUGAGAACCAAUCUCGUGAAUGGAGUUUCCGAGGUUGUGAUUGGUGGAGAGAAUGGACGUUAUGAAGGUAUAGCGAUAGAAUGGAUUAGCAGAUUGAUUUAUUGGACUGAUAGAAAUAAUAAGAGAAUCGAAGUUGCAAAGACUGAUGGAUCAUCAAGACGGAUGCUUAUCAAUGAUGGCUUGGYAAAACCUAGAGCUAUUGCAGUUGAUCCUAAAUAUGGGUAUAUGUUCUGGACAGACUGGAGUGAGCUCAGACCCUGCAUUGAGCGUGCAUCACUGUCUGGUCAACACAGACAAGUUCUUAUUUCAACGAACAUUCACUGGCCAAACGGAUUGGUCUUGGACUAUAGCUCUAGAAAAGUCUAUUUCAGUGAGUCGCAUUUUCAUCGUAUUGAGUCAAUGAACUACGAUGGCUCUGAAAGACGUAUCUUAUAUACCGACCGUGCCAUCCAACCGUUCGACUUAGCGAUGUAUGGUUCAUCUUUGUUCUGGAGUGACUGGGGAACAAGAUCUGUUGAGAAAAUAAAURUCCAGACAGGGAAAAGACUAGGGAAUUAUGGGAUUCUUACUUCAGAUAGGAUUGCGGGCGUGGCAGUAGCGGACGUUUCCAGGCAACCACAAGUUGAUUCUCUCUGUGCUGUCAAUAAUGGAGAUUGCAGUCAUCUUUGCUUCACAACUGGCUUACAAUCACGUGACUGUGGUUGUCCAAAUGGAGUAAAACUAUUGGCUGACAAAAAAACAUGUGAUCUUGGUUUAUCAACGACUUUAGCUACAACACAUCCAACUACCAAAGAAUCAACAACACCUAGUACAAAACAAACCACGACGCCAUCAACUACAUUACCUACUACAACACCACCUACAACAACACGACAACCAACAACCACCGCRCCGACGACUGAACCAACAACUAUAAAGGCAGGCACUACACCCAGUUCAGGUGUAGCGAUACGUCUUGUGGAUGGAGCAUUACCAAGCGAGGGCCGUGUUGAAAUACGUUAUAAUGGUCAGUGGGGGACUAUCUGUGACAACCUUUGGGACCUUCGAGAAGCAAUGGUUGUGUGUAAAAUGCUUGGCUAUCCAGGUGCUGUAGCCGAUUUCCAUGGGGGCUUUUUCGGUGAAGGACGAGGUCCCAUAUGGCUUGAUGAUGUGAACUGCAUCGGUGAUGAAUCAAGUAUCGACAARUGUCGUCAUCCUGGCUGGGGAGUACAUGAUUGUAUUCAUGCUGAAGAUGCUGGUGUUAAAUGUCGUUCGCUUCACACAACAACACCAGUCCUACCAGUUCGUCUUGCUAAUGGGCGUGCCCCACACGAGGGGCGCGUUGAAGUGCGUCAUAAUGGGUUAUGGGGUACAGUAUGUGAUGAUUUAUGGUCCAAGACGGACGCUGCUGUUAUUUGUCGUAUGCUUGGAUACCCUGGUGCUGUAAUGGCUACCAGAGAGGCAUCAUUUGGUCAAGGUACUGGACCAAUUUGGUUGGAUAACGUUCGUUGUCUUGGUCAUGAGCAGUCCAUUGAAGAAUGUUCCCAUCAGGGGUGGGGUAAUAGUAAUUGUCGACACUUUGAGGAUGCGGGUGUUAUUUGUCAGCCAAAAGUUAUCGACCAACCGACAACUGCACCACCACCAGCAUUAAGUGGUUUCGCCAUCAUCUGUCUGCCACGUGCAAUGUACAUUAGAAUUUCCAAGAGGCAUCUCCAGGAUAUGACAUCACAUGACGUUCACCCAGACUCUCUACACUUAAAUGAUCCAUCAUGUGGCGUCGUCAGAGAAUCCAGAAGGCAUGUCCUUCUUGGAACACCACUGAACUCUUGYGGAACUAAACGCAGGCACAUGGCCGAUUCUUUAACGUUUACCAAUAAAGUUAUAGUUGAUUUGAGUGGUUUUAGGAAAAGAGUUAUUCGUUCGUCGCCGUUUGAAUUUCCKUUCAGGUGCUCAUACAUGAGGAGGAAUACUCGACGCGAAAUGGCGGCCCCUCCUCAACAUGAAAGACAUGGUCAAGGACGUAUAGGACAAUGGUGAUAGGUUAGAUAGAAGAUUUUCAUUUUUUACAAAAUUUUAGUAUAACGAAAUUUAUGUACUAGCACUGGAUUAAAGGUUGUAAAUUUGAUAUAAAUAUGAUGUAAGUGACCAAAAUUCUGUAAAUUUAAUGGAAAUCAUUUACACCAAAUUUACAGAACUUUGGAAACUUACAUCAUAUUUACAUCAAAUUUACAACCUUUAAAGCGCGCGAUUUUUUUUCA
Molecule: messenger RNA, 3034 nt
Organism: Exaiptasia diaphana
Lineage: Eukaryota; Metazoa; Cnidaria; Anthozoa; Actiniaria; Aiptasiidae
Exons: 12
Coding region: 144-2813 (889 amino acids)
Cellular component (GO): membrane
Source: RefSeq, a predicted model, not a curated record